AUGAAACGGCUGGUUGGGGCGGAAGGGACCAUGCCUUCGAGCAGCUCACUGGCCCUUGGCGAUGUACUUGAUUCCAGACAAAGCACGGAGAGCGCCCUUCGAAACGGGCUUGCACUACCGUCAAGGAACGCUGCAUCGAUACCAAUACCAAUGCCGAGGAGAGCCUCAACCGACGUGGCUCUCUCUGCACGACAUGUAGUACAGGGAAAGGGGCUGGCAGCUGCGAACGUGCAGCAUGCCACGCCUUGUUCCCGCCGGUCGCCAAGGCUCAAAGCUUUGCGGAAGGUAUUUAAUCCCACCCUGCGUUCUGGCGUGCCUCUUAACACGACAGAGCAAAAACCUGUUACUGUCGACCGCGAACCGUCCGAAGCCAGCCCUGAUGACACCGCAUCUAUUCCUGAUGAUAUUCCCAUGGGCGCGCGUGAUGCCCCUGGAAUCUUGUUGCGGCAGUCGGAAGCCGCGUUGGCUCUUGUCUCAAAAACGGGAAGGGGAGGACCAAAGGCUGUCGGGAAACUGCGCCUCGAUAGUCCCGAUGGAGAACGGGAGGCGUCUCGUACCCGCAAGAAGCAGUCUCGUAGUGCGAAGGGUCGUCAGGCUUCCGAGGCAGUUGCGUCUACAGUCAAAGACAGCGGUCCCGCAGAAAGGGCACCGAAACGAAGGGGGAGGCCGACGGGAAGAGGGAAGGAUGAAGUGAGUGUUGGGACAAAAAAGAAGAGGAGGGCGGUUGUGGCGAGCCAGGAAUCCGUAUUCGCUGACAUAGACGGAAACACGCGGGAAAAGUCCAAGGUUCCCAACUUGUUUUCCGAUGAUGAUGAAGAUGAGGUAUUGCAGGCCAGAGGCGCUUCAGUCUUCGACGAGAUCGACCGCAGAGAAACGGGUAGCAGAGUGAAGAGAGUCGACGAAAGACCAAAGAGACAAUCCCUGACACGGCAGCGCUCAGUAUUUGACGAGGAUGUUGGUGUGCCCAAGAAAAAAUGGGAUUACGACUCUGAAAGUGAGAACUCUGACGAUGACUUCUUUCCGUGCCAGAAGACAGCCCCACAAAAAGGUUUACGAGCUGCGGAUAGAACGCGCAAACCGGAGGUGAAGCGAAAGAAAACAGUUGGUCUGAGCCCCAGGAAAGCAACAGGUGCGCGAAAGGUGUCUCUAUCCCAGUCGAGAGCCUCUCCUCGUAAGGGGGCCAUUCGCGCCAAUACGGCCAAUGAAGUUGAAUUGCAAAGAGAUCGAACGAGGACUCCUAGUGAGGAUGAGGAAGAGACAGAUGGGGAUGCAUGCAGUCCGUCCCAGGGUGGGAGCCAGACCAUGAGCAUUGUCGUCGAAGCGCUUCCGGUCAAGAAGAAGAAAGCAACUCGGUAUCCGGAGCAUCUUUGGACUAGAAUGACUUCUGACGAGUUGUCAACGAUCCGGAAAGGAUUUGUGAAGUACUACCCGACGCCACCUUCGAACAUGCACGCGCAAGGUCGUUUCGAACAGCAGUACAUGCGUGAGAUGCCGAAGGCAAUGGUCGAGGCGUUGUGGAAGAAUGAACUGAAGCCAUGGAGCGAUAGGUGGUGGAAUUUCUUUACGAUGUUUGGGGACUUUUCACGGGAAAAGAAGAAGCAAAAGCCGCUCGGGAAGAACCCAACUUUAAAGCAAGCAGAGGUGGACCGCUGGGCAAAGGAAUUCCAUGCCAAGCAUGGGGAUGCACGUAUACCCGCGAAAACGGGGAACGUUGAACCGGAUAGCACGGCUGCGGGCGCCAACUAA
Chondrus crispus (carragheen) is the source of this 1746-nucleotide messenger RNA. RefSeq lists its product as hypothetical. The transcript has a single exon. The record is from RefSeq and is a predicted model, not a curated record. Lineage: Eukaryota; Rhodophyta; Florideophyceae; Gigartinales; Gigartinaceae. The coding region runs from base 1 to 1746 and encodes 581 amino acids.